CGGCACUGACCAUGAGCGCCGGCUGGCCGGGCCUGAAGGCGGACUGCGAGGCUCUGCUCAGCUGCUUCCAGCAGGCCGAGAGCGUCCGCUUCGAGGACUUCGCCUCGCUGUGGAGGGAGCUGCGCUUCCACACCAUCUUCUAUGGUAAAAUAAGGACUCCAGAGCAGAUAAAGUUCACCAAGGAAGCUUUGGGGUUGGUGUGGCCGUACUGCUUUCCUCCCUACACCUUCCAGAUCCGAGUUGGUGCCCUUUAUCUUCUGUAUGGAUUGUACAAUACACAACUGUGCCAACCAAAGCAAAAGAUCAGGGUUGCGCUCAAAGACUGGGCUGAAGUCAUGAAAUUCCAACAGGAACUGUUAGAUGCUCAGCAUUACGACGCUGCCUAUGUCUUCCGGAAGCUUCGGGUGGACAGAGCAUUCCAUUUCACAGCAAUGCCUAAAUUUCUUUCCUUUAGGACUAAGAAGAACAUGCAGGAGAAGACAGAGUCCAGGAACGAGUUCAGGGAUCCGGACGACCGAGUUGCAAUGCUUAAGCCGGACGACUUCUUAGAGGAAGCUAAGAACAUUCACGACCACUACCAAAAGAUGAAGUGCCUGAUCUCCGAGGGCCAGUCCCAGCCGGACAAGGCUCUUAAUCUGAUAAAAGACGACUUCAUAGACAAUUUCAAGAACAUCAUUUUGGAGCAUCAAGAGUGGCAGAAGAACAAAGAGGAGCCGGCCUUGGCCACUGUGGGUGAGGAAGCCACAAAUGAAAAGGAGGGUCCUUCGCAAGGGACAAAGGGAUUAGAAAGAGCCAGAGCAUUAGCGGACAUCAAAUCCAAAUCUUACUCUGCAGUUGUUCAAGCUUCCAAAUCAAGACGGCACCGCCAAGUUAAUCUGGAGUCUUCCGAACCGACAGAUCGUGGGAAAUCCAAAUCGCCAAGGGCUAAGAAAGCCAGCAAAAGUUUGCAGCCGAGGAGGAAGAAAGAAACUCUGAAAAGCAGGGGGACGUUGCAGUUGACAGAGGAGCAGAGUGCUGGGAAUCUCAGUAUGCCUGUGAUUGCAGAGGAUGAUGAUGAAGAUAUUGAUGACCCUAGUGACAAAGAUUUCAUGCCCAGCAAGAGGAAGCGAGCUCGUUGAGAGGGAAAUCCAAACGGUGUGAAUUGGCUUUGCCUGAAGGGAACGUGCCUUCGGCUAGCGGACGAGGCUGUCCAAGUGGCCUGAAGACACGCUGCAAACUCUACAUGUCCCUGUUCUCAUUUCAUGAAGGCAGGAAGAACCUCUUUGGAAAAAGCUCAAAGUGAAGAGAGCCUGUUCUAUGUCGUGCGAUAGUUUGAUGUGCUGAACAGGGGAUUUCAUGUACCUGGGACUUACGAAUGCUGAGAAACGGUUCUUAGGUUUAGCAGUGUAUAUAAAAUUAUAUUGUAUUACUCGUAUCUUAAAUUUUUGUU
Lacerta agilis (Sand lizard) is the source of this 1429-nucleotide messenger RNA. It is a transcript of the gene SNAPC1, whose product is annotated as small nuclear RNA activating complex polypeptide 1. Gene Ontology annotation, molecular function: sequence-specific DNA binding. The record is from RefSeq and is a predicted model, not a curated record. Gene Ontology annotation, cellular component: snRNA-activating protein complex. The transcript is spliced from 10 exons. Lineage: Eukaryota; Metazoa; Chordata; Lepidosauria; Squamata; Lacertidae. Gene Ontology annotation, biological process: snRNA transcription by RNA polymerase III; snRNA transcription by RNA polymerase II. Bases 12 to 1118 code for a protein of 368 amino acids.